UUAGGUGGAUAUGAGAAGUUUUUGCAUAAAAGUUGUAAAAUAUUGUCACUAACCCACCCCCACACACCCAUUUUAUUUCACACUGACAAAAGCUGAGAUGAAUGAGUUGUGUGGCCCUUCCCACUUUGUAUAGUCAUUGGCUGGCUUGGUUCUAAAAGGGAUUUUAAAAAGGGGAAUAAUGUGCCUUUGCCUGGGAUCUGGGACUGUCAGGGUGCUGAAAGGCUGAUCUGUGAGCUGCCACCAUGCAGAUCCCCUGGGCUGUGUGUGCUCUCUGUGUCGUGACACAAAUCACAUUUCAGCCUCUGCAAGGCUGGCAGAUGUUUAAAAAUGAUGCUACAGAAAUCAUUCCUGAGAUCGCUGAAAAUACAGAAACACCCAUGGAGCCGACUUACAGCAACAACAACACAAUGAACCAGGCAAAACAUGGAGGAAGACACAUACAGCAAGCUCCAGACCUUAACGACGCCGCCGGGCUCAGCUGCCGGGAGCAGCGCACCACCCGCUAUGUGACGGACGGGCCGUGCCGCAGCCUCAAGCCGGUCAAGGAGCUGCAGUGCUCGGGCCAGUGCGAGCCCUCGCACCUCCUGCCCAACUCCAUCGGCCGCGGCAAGUGGUGGCGGCAGAGCUCGCUGGAUUAUCGCUGCAUCCCCGCGCACACCCGCACCCAGCGCAUCCUGCUGGCCUGUCCCGAGCAGGAGACCCGGACUUACAAAUUCCGAGCCGUCACGUCCUGCAAGUGCAAGCGCUACACCCGCUACCACAACCAGUCCGAGCUCAAGGACUUCGGCAAGGACCCGGCCCGGCCCCAGAAGAACAAGAAGCCGCAUCUGGCCAGAGCCAGGAGCGGCAAACCCAACCAGCAGGAGCUGGAAAAUGCUUAUUAGGAGAGGUGGCUCCGGGUGACACAGACUGGCAGCUCGGGAUGUUUUCUAAACCAUCAAAAAGGCACUCAGAGGCCACAGCACGAUGUUCUGACUGCAGCGGGUUCAAUUCCUUCUGCUAAGCUGGGUCAAAGGCUCACGUAGGCAAAAAAUCAGAUUAUAGCAUUUAUGGUCUGAUAGGGAAUGAGAUGCAGCGAGCUGGAGGAACCCCCGGGGCUCCACGCGAGUUUGUGUGUCCUGAACGAGCAGGGAGGCAGAGGAAAGUGAAGCUGUUGUGACAAUCACGCUUUGCUAGAAAUCAUUCCACUCACUUCAUGUGAAAAGAAAAUUGAGAUUCCUCUCCCGGACAAUGGUGCAGGACAAGGUCGCAAUUAGGGAACACCAGGAGAGUUUGCACUCUCUGAAGGAGCUGUAGAAAGUCAGGGGGAGCAGAAUUUCACGUUAUGGUGAAUGAAAUCAAAUUGUUGGAAAAUUAACACACUAGCAGAUGUCCUCCUGCACCAGGUGUUUCCUCUCAAACACAGAAAUCAAAAUAUGACACUAGUGCACCCAACAGUGUGUCAAAUCUAUUUCAUACUUCUAAUUAAAAGAUUAUGGGGUCAACAAAUUCAAAACUGAGAUUUGGCAACUAAAACCAUAUUGAUUUAGGAACAAUAAUUUGCUUUAGAGACAAUUCAACAAAUUCUCCUAAGUGGAGCAGAUUUGUGAAGAAGAUGCUCCUCCCAAAGCAGAUAACCUCACUGAUGUUUGUCUGUAAACAGCUGACAUUACAUAUAGUUUAACAUAGAAAAUACUGAUUAUUCCUUAUUUCCUAGAACAAGUUUAACUUUACUAUCAGCCUAGAUACGUCCAUUUACAUUUUCUGUUCUGUAGAGUUUGGAUUAUCUGGCCACACACUCUUAUUGCACUAAAACUGUGCAAACCAAGCUCUGUGAGUAAGGUGAUGGUUCUGCAUUAAAAGUGAGCCUCUGCUAAGUCAGGAAUUCCUCUAGAAAAGUCUUUAGGAUGUGCAGCUUUAAUAAGUCUUUAGUUUGGCAGCAACUUUACCUAGCUUCUCAACACUCAGACUAAUGCUUGUGUUUUUACAUUAAAGAAUAUUGCUAGAAAGUGAAUUGUCACAUACUGUAUACAUCCUGUAGAAUUUAUGCUGAAAUAAUAUAAGCUGUGGAAAUUUGCAAUGUUGAUAGAUUUUUCAGUUAUUUUAUGUGGGACCAGAACCUAGAGAGAAAAGGUAUCAUUUCAGAGAGUGAAUUACAUAUUUAUUUUUUUUUCCCAGAAAUUAUUUAUGCAAUGUUUUAACUUUUAGAGAACUAGAAGUAAUACUGCUUUAAAAAUAUUAGUCUGUUAUUUUUAAUUUUAAAUACAUUGUUAAUAAAGUAGAAACAAUGACUAAUUAUAGAAAGACUCAUUGAUUUUCAGCUACAGUAUAAAGCUGAUUUCCUGCAAAGCCAGAGAUUUCCAGAACAGUCAGGGUGUCAAGUCCAGUUUCUAUGAUCAAAAGUGCCAAAAUCUUUAAUCCUAACAACCUACACAUCCCUAAAGAAUUUCCAUCCUAGAACUCCUUGCUCUGGUACAGGGUGUUUCUCAUGGAAAAACU
Messenger RNA from Sturnus vulgaris (Common starling), 2478 nucleotides. RefSeq names its product sclerostin (gene SOST). Gene Ontology annotation, biological process: negative regulation of Wnt signaling pathway; ossification; negative regulation of BMP signaling pathway. Lineage: Eukaryota; Metazoa; Chordata; Aves; Passeriformes; Sturnidae. The record is from RefSeq and is a predicted model, not a curated record. Gene Ontology annotation, molecular function: BMP binding.